CGUGAGGUACUAAUCCAGCGGUUAAGAUAUCCUCAGUCCUCACCAUGUGGGGGACCCUCAUUGAAUCGUGAGCAGAAGCAGUUGGGUUGUUAUUAAAAGGGGUAGAUGACCUUGACCUCUCUCGGAUCUCAAAAGCAGAAGUACAAAACUAGAGAAUCAAUGACAGGUUAUCCGCCGGGGUAUCCAGUUCCAGGGUACGGCUACGGUGCGCCACCGGCCCAGCCGUAUGAAACGGCCACUCCCUACGGAGCACCACCGGCGCAACCCUACGCUGCGCCUUCUGCGCCCUACGCUCCCGGCCACACGCCAGGGGACAAGCCCUCCAAGGACAAGCACAAGCACAAGCCCCAUGGAAGUGGAAGCAGCUCGAGUGAUGCUCCCCCUCCUUACUCCGCCUAUCAACUGUCUUCGGCACCACCAACCUCUGGCUAUCCACCGGCUUCCGCCCCAUCGCUUUCCGGCUACCAACCGUAUGGAAGCCCGUUUGUCUCUCUGGUGCCGUCGGCGUUCCCUCCGGGAACUGAUCCCAACAUUGUCGCUUGCUUUCAGGCGGCCGAUCAGGACGGAAGUGGGUUCAUAGACGAUAGGGAGCUGCAGGGCGCUCUAUCGUCUUACCACCAGAGCUUCAGCAUCCGAACCGUCCGUCUCUUCAUGUAUCUCUUCACCAACUCCAACACCCGAAAGAUCGGACCGAAGGAGUUCAUAUCGGUGUUCUACAGUCUCCAGAACUGGAGGUCAAACUUUGAGAGGUUUGAUAGAGAUCGGAGCGGGAAGAUCGACGCGUCGGAGCUGCGAGAGGCGCUCCUGAGCCUUGGAUUCGCGGUUUCUCCGACCGUAUUGGAUUUGCUCGUCUCCAAGUUCGACAAGAGCGGCGGUAAAAAUAAAGCCAUCGAAUACGACCAUUUCAUCGAGUGCUGCCUUACAGUUAAGGGGCUCACGGAGAAGUUCAAAGAGAUGGAUAAAUCAUACAAUGGUACAGCAACAUUCACGUAUGAUAAUUUCUUGUUGACCGUUUUGCCCUUUCUUAUUGCAUAAACUACAACAAGGAGAAAGCGGAAAGCUUUGGGUAGGGGUCCUGUUUGUUGAUAUUUGAUACUAUUUUGCACUUCUUGUUUCAGCCCAAUUGAGUGUUUAAUCUGUACAUUUUUGUAUCUUUCUUUCAAUUUUACUACUAAUAAAAAUGUGAUGGUGAUAAUAAUUGGUUAA
Molecule: messenger RNA, 1206 nt
Organism: Nelumbo nucifera (sacred lotus)
Lineage: Eukaryota; Viridiplantae; Streptophyta; Magnoliopsida; Proteales; Nelumbonaceae
Product: calcium-binding protein CBP
Molecular function (GO): calcium ion binding
Source: RefSeq, a predicted model, not a curated record